AGGCCGUGUUUUGGAUUCCGUGUAAUGGCGGUGUUCGUGACAUGGAUCCACUGAUGACUUUCUUCAUCCUGUAUUCCUUCGCUGCCUUUAGCCUGGGUCCUGGAGUGUACUGUUUUCUCGGUGUAAAGUGAGGCAUCUCCUAGUUCUUUGCACCCAACCUACUCAAACAUGUCACUGACACUGAGAAGCAUGAAGUAUGGACCUGUUCUGGCUGGUGCUUUUAAACACAGCCAUAUUCUGUACUCAACAACAUCCCCUUCCUCCUGGACUAAAGUGGUGUCCGAGGCAGAGAAGAUUGUUGGUUACCCAACCUCCUUUAUGAGUCUACGCUGCCUGCUCAGUGAUGAGUUAAGCAACAUUGCUCUUCAUGUCAGGAAAUUGUUUGGGACGAAGCAUCCUUUAAUAUCUACAGCCAGGGGGUUUGUCUAUGACCACAGGAACAACCUACAGCUACGAGGUCUGGUUGUUUUGUUGAUGUCAAAAGCAGCUGGACCUAGUAAAACAGCAGAUCCUCCACUGGAAGGAGACCUAGUCAGUGGAAUUUACCCCAGUCAGCGAAAUCUGGCAGAAAUUACAGAACUGAUCCAUACGGCUUUUCUAGUGCAUCGUGGAAUAGUAAACAUGAUGGAGCUGACAUCAUCACAUGGAUCAUUGAAGGAUAUGCAGUUCGGUAACAAGAUGGCUGUUCUGAGUGGAGACUUCCUUCUGGCCAAUGCUUCUACAGGUCUAGCUCAAUUACAGAAUACAAUGGUUGUGGAGCUUGUAUCAAGUGCAAUCGGAGACUUAGUUCAGGGUGUAUAUUACGAAAAUUCUGGAAUUGAUGAGGAGAAAUUAACUGAUGACAUACUGAUGACUAACUGGGAAAAACGAGUUUUUCUGUCCCAUGGAGCUUUGCUGGCAAAGUGUUGUCAAGGUGCAAUGCAACUCGCAAAGCAUGACACUGAAGUUCAAGAGAUGGCAUUUCGGUAUGGCAAACACAUGUCUUUAGCGCACAAGCUUAAUUCUGACCUUCAGCCAUUUGUUGAGGAAACUUUCUGUGAUGCCAUGCCUUUUAGCCUGAACUCUGCUCCCGUAAUAUUACAUCAGGAGACUUCAGGUCGGGACACAUGGAUUAAUCAACUUAAGCAGACCAAAGUAAAUGGAAAACAACCUGAUUAUGCCAAGUUGCGUCAAAUAAUCAAGGCUGGAAAAGGUGUGAGCUCAUCUUUUGAAUUAUGCCAUUACCAUGGAAACCAAGCAUUGGAAGCCCUAAGAUGCUUUCCUACUUCUGAAGCAAGAUCAACUUUGGAAAACAUAAUUUAUGCUGUAACCAAAUUCUAAAUAGUGAAUUGCAAUGGAAAAUCAAACUAUCAUAAAUCCAGGAGGAUAAGAUGUCAGUGGAACCUGCUACUUCAUCCUUCUUUGAAAAAUAAAUCAAGAUGUAGUUAGUUCUGAUUGAAAUUGUGCACUGUGAUGGAUAAAGAUUUAUUCUUUUAAUCACAGUGUAAUGAAGCAAGUCAGCAUGGGCUUUUCCUUCUCCCUCACCUCCCCCUGCAAAAAAAAAUUACAGAAAUUUGCAGAAAGGUCAAACAGUUUUCCCUUGUCAUGCCAGAAGCACACUGGAGGCAGCAAGGGCAGAAAUAAUUAAUGAGUUUUGCUGCUGUGACCUCAGCAAAUGGACAGGAAAUAAGGCCGUAUUGAUUGGACACAACCAGGGAUGGCGCCACUGUGGUGGCCUGUGGUUUUUUCCCUACACUUGGAGGAUGGGGGGAAUGAGACUGCAGGUGUUGCAAGAAACACUUCACAACCUGCCUGAUAGACCUGCCAUAUCAGAGUGUCGUCCAAUUUAUCACCCUAUAGGGCAAUUUUUAGCAUAAAGAUUUCACCCAAGGUUGCACAAACAAUAUAGUUGUUUAAAUUCCUAUUUGUCAAUUGUGAAAAAAAAGAUGUUAGUUUGAUUUAAAAACAUCACCAUUGAUUUAUUACAUCUUGCACAUAUACAGUCAAGGUUUGAUUAUUUUUCACCAGAUCUUGUUGUUGCUGAUGUGUUCUUUUGGGUUUCCCUAUUUAUUGGGAAGGUCCAGUUUGAUACCUUCAGACAAAUACUACACUUAAAACUGCAACAGUAAAUCAAUAAUUUGUUUGUGGUAAAAUUAGAAAAUGCACCAUUUGUUAAAGUGUAUGUCUGUUUUAUAUCCCUCAAAGUUGUCUUUUUCUGCCUGCAUCUGUUGAUGGCUCUAACCAAAGGUAGAAGAAUGAUUUUAUAAUAAAAUGCCUAAAAUAAGA
Molecule: messenger RNA, 2265 nt
Organism: Pristis pectinata (smalltooth sawfish)
Lineage: Eukaryota; Metazoa; Chordata; Chondrichthyes; Rhinopristiformes; Pristidae
Gene: pdss2
Product: prenyl (decaprenyl) diphosphate synthase, subunit 2
Exons: 9
Coding region: 169-1320 (383 amino acids)
Biological process (GO): isoprenoid biosynthetic process; ubiquinone biosynthetic process
Cellular component (GO): mitochondrion; transferase complex
Molecular function (GO): prenyltransferase activity
Source: RefSeq, a predicted model, not a curated record